AUGUCAAAUCAAACCUCUGUCACUGAAUUUUUCCUCCUUGGAGUGACAGACAUACAGGAACCACAACCUUUUCUCUUUGCUGUUUUUAUCACCAUCUACUUUGUCAAUAUAACUGGGAAUGGAGCCAUCCUGGCAAUCAUCAUUUCGGAUCCAAGACUCCACUCACCUAUGUAUUUCUUCCUGGGGAACCUAGCAUGUCUAGAUAGCUGCUACUCCACCGUGACAGUACCAAAGAUGCUGGAAAACUUCCUCUCCACAAGCAAAGCAAUUUCCUUCCUGGGGUGCAUAACCCAACUUCAUUUCUUCCACUUUCUGGGUACCACAGAGUCCCUGCUGCUGGCAGUGAUGGCAUUUGACCGCUUUGUGGCUAUCUGCAAACCACUUCACUAUUCUGUCAUCAUGAAUCGCCAGCUCUGUAUCCUAAUGGCUGUCGCCAUCUGGACCAUUGCUUUUCUCCACGCUCUGCUUCACUCUGUAAUGACAUCUCGUCUGAGGUUCUCUGGUUCAAAUCAGAUUCAUCAUUUCUUCUGUGAUAUUAAGCCAUUGCUGGAACUGGCCUGUGGGAACACUGAGCUCAACCUCUGGCUGCUCAAUACCGUAACAGGAACCGUCGCCUCAGUCCCCUUUUUUCUGACGUUUCUCUCCUAUUUCUACAUUAUCACGUAUCUUUUCCUCAAGACCCGUUCCUGCAGCAUGCUCCACAAAGCACUGUCGACUUGUGCCUCUCACUUCAUGGUUGUUAUUCUGUUCUAUGCUCCUGUUAUCUUCACCUACAUCCGUCCCAGCUCAGGCAGCUCUCUGGAUCAGGACCGGGUCAUUGCCGUCAUGUACAGUGUGAUCACUCCUGCUCUCAAUCCACUCAUCUACACCUUGAGAAACAAGGAAGUGAGGAGUGUGUUGAAUAGGAAGAUGAGAAGAUGGUUCAGACUUGACAAAAUAUAA
Molecule: messenger RNA, 942 nt
Organism: Chionomys nivalis (European snow vole)
Lineage: Eukaryota; Metazoa; Chordata; Mammalia; Rodentia; Cricetidae
Product: olfactory receptor 12D2-like
Exons: 1
Coding region: 1-942 (313 amino acids)
Biological process (GO): G protein-coupled receptor signaling pathway
Cellular component (GO): membrane
Molecular function (GO): olfactory receptor activity; G protein-coupled receptor activity
Source: RefSeq, a predicted model, not a curated record